Molecule: messenger RNA, 1582 nt
Organism: Dimorphilus gyrociliatus
Lineage: Eukaryota; Metazoa; Annelida; Polychaeta; Dinophilidae
Source: the annotation of a GenBank genome assembly
UAUGGAUGGCAAUGAAAUGAAUAUAGCAUUCAAUUUUAAAAAAAUUGAUUAUAGUGGAUAUUUUGAAGGUUCUCUAUAUGAUCCAAAACAUGUUGUAGAUGGUUUACAUGAUAAUAAAAUUACAUUGGGUUCUUGUACAAUAUUAAAGAGACUCUUACGCAUUCUUCAACCCAUAAUUACAAUUCAUUUAAAAGGGCAACAUACUCUCAAGAAAGUAAUUCUAUGGCCAACCAAUCAGCAAAUUACUCAACAAUUGGAAAUUUACAUGGACAAUAUUUUUAAUAUCUGUACUGAUGAUAAUAUCAUAUUGGCAAAUAAUUCACCAACAACAGUGCUAUGUAACAAACUACAACAAUCUAGAAGUUCUAGUUUAACAGUUAAAUCAAAAAAUACAAACUUUUUGCAUUUAUGCGAAAUUGAAAUAAUUUCUAACAAUAUAGCCUAUUUGAAAGGAGUUACCUACAAAUUUUCCCAGAUGGACUUGUUUAUAUUAACUGAUGGUUUUACAAGUGAAACUACACAGGUGAAAAUUGGAGGGCAGUAUUGGAUUGCAAUUAAUCUAUUUGCUUACUAUAAUGUUCUUGUUAUUGAUUUUAUAUUACCGGUACAAAACACUCUCUCUAAUCAAUUUCGUAUUGAACUUACAAAUGAAAAUCCAUACUUAGAAUAUGACCCAUUAAAAUACAGUUUAUGUGGAGAACAUCCAGACAAUACAGAAAGUUUCAUUUCCCACUUUGAAAUCUCGUAUUCACUUUUGUGCCCUAGAGGAGGGGUCGAAGGUCAAUUUGUUGUACUUAGAACACAAAGAGCUACUCCUGUGACAUUUGUAAUUGGUGAAAUAGAAGUUUUUGGCAAUUAUAUAAGACAAUCCAAUGAAGAAAAUAUUAAUAUAUUGUAUCGUAAACCAGUAUGGACAUCUUCAAAUUAUAAUUCUAUAUACACUCCUCAAAAGUUAACUGAUGGUCUGUACAAUAGUUUCUUUCAUUCUGAAGAAGGUUUCCAACAAUGGGCAAGAAUUGAUAUGUUUUCAAAGUACACUAUUUAUAAAAUGGCAAUUUUAAAUGGAGAUAUGCAUGGUUACAAUACAGCAAGGCAUAUCAAUGGUUUAGUGUCGAAUUAUCAAGAUUUUAGCAUUCAGGAUUAUCAUUUAUAUUCUGAAAAAUGUUUUACGAAUAAUGAAGACUUUUCAGGUGGUGAAUAUAGAUUAUGGGAAUGCAAAAUGCCGUUUCCAAUUGGUCGAUUCGCCAUCUUUUUCCAAAAUUCACAUACUUCUAUCAAUAUUCUUGAAGUAGAAGCGUACGGUCAGAAAAUUGUAGAUAACGAUAUGGUUCUCUUACCAAUUGCGCAUAUUGAUAGGAAUAGUAAUGCUAAAAGUAUUUCUGACAAAGAAGAAAGUGCUCAAUAUCCAAUAAAGAUUAUAGAUGGUUUAGCCAACAAUGCCUUUACUGAUGGAUUCUUAUCAUGUUCGGGUACUUUAACAACAAAUAAUAAUGAAGUAGGACGAAUAACACUCUAUAUGGAUAAUCAGUAUUUAAUAAAUCAAAUAGGUGUACUAAUUCCAUUUGAAGCGCCUAAAGGUUAG